Molecule: messenger RNA, 6211 nt
Organism: Trachemys scripta elegans
Lineage: Eukaryota; Metazoa; Chordata; Testudines; Emydidae
Product: complement receptor type 2-like
Exons: 37
Coding region: 99-5420 (1773 amino acids)
Biological process (GO): negative regulation of complement activation, classical pathway
Source: RefSeq, a predicted model, not a curated record
UGUUCGAAUGCGACCCUGGUUACACCUUGAGCGGCAGCCACGAGACUCAGUGCCAAGAUGAUGGUAGAUGGGAUCCUCCUGUCCCUGUCUGUGAAAGAAUGCUGCAGUGUCCCUCUCCUCCAGCCAUUGCCAAUGGGAAGCCCAGCAUCAGGGCCUUGGCAGUGUUCACCACUGGAACAUCUGUAAAUUACAGCUGUGAGCCCGGCUACUCCCUAACUGGGCAGGCAUCUAUUUAUUGUACGGCAUCUGGAACAUGGAGCCCUCCUCCCCCUCGGUGUGAAGAGGUUCUCUGCAUCGCCCCAGAAAUCCAACAUGGAAGAAAAGUAGCUGGACGUGGACCUGUCUAUAGACCCAGGGACAUAGUUAGGUUUGAAUGUGAUCCUGGCUACACCCUGAAUGGCAGCCGUCAGAUUCAGUGCCAAGAUGAAGGAACCUGGGAUCCUCCUGUUCCAGUCUGCAUACAGGCGUUGCCGUGUCCCCCACCUCCGGUCAUUGUCAGAGGGAAGCACAAUGCCAAUCCAUUGGCAGCUUUCCCCAGUGGAACAUAUGUGAACUACAGCUGUGAACCCGGCUACGCCCUCCGGGGAGAGGCUACGAUCUAUUGUACCACAUCUGGAAUUUGGAGCCACCCUUCUCCUCUAUGUGAAGAGGGCUGUGGUGUCCCAACGAGGUUAAGCUUUGCUGAGCUGAAGAGCGAGUAUAAAAAUCAGUCUUCCUUUCCUGUUGGGAAGACUAUAAACUAUACUUGCCGGCCCGGAUACAAGAAAUCGUGUGGUCAUCCCGGAGAGCCGGAGAACGGCAGAGUUAUUAUAACAGAUCUCCUCUUCGGGUCAACCGUCAACUUCACCUGUGAAGAAGGACACCGGUUGAUUGGACGGCCUUACAGACGAUGUGAGAUUUCUGGCACACGUGUUGCAUGGAGCGGUGAUAUUCCCAUUUGUGAGCGUAUUCCGUGUCUUCCGCCUCCAGACAUCCCCAAUGGAAAACGCACUGGCAAGUUCAUGAAAAACUUCUCUUAUGGGUCAGCUGUAACCUACAAAUGUGACCAUGGUUACCCGCUCAUUGGAGAGGCCUCUAUUCACUGCACAACUGAGGACGGGCUAAACGGAGUGUGGAGUGCGCGUCCCCCUCGGUGUGGAGAGGUUAGAUGCCCAGCCCCACAAAUCCAGAAUGGAAGAAGAGUAUCUGGUGACAGACGUGUCUAUUCGUAUAAAGACAGUGUUACCUUUGAGUGCGAUCCUGGCUACACCAUGAAGGGUCACAGUCUGAGUCAGUGCCAAAUUGAUGACACGUGGGAUCCACCUCUGCCAGUCUGUGAGCCAGUGCCGCAGUGUCCCUCUCCUCCAGCCAUCGCCAACGGGAAGCCCAGCGUCCAGGCCUCGGCAGUGUUCACCACUGGAACGUCUGUAAAUUACAGCUGUGAGCCCGGCUACUCCCUAACUGGGCAGGCAUCUAUUUAUUGUACGGCAUCCGGAACGUGGAGCCCUUCCCCUCCUCAGUGUGAAGUCAUAAUUACCCAGGACAAACCCACAACUGUCCCCCCCGAAGGAGCAGAAGUAGCUGGUACUUCCUCAGUGAUGUGCGUGAGCCCAGAAGUGGAGAAUGGAAGAACAAAUGGGAUACAGCCUGCCUACAGACCCAGAGACAUCAUUGUGUUUGAAUGUGACCCUGGUUACACCUUGAGCGGCAGCCCAGAGACUCGGUGCCAAGAUGAUGAGGUUCUCUGCAUCGCCCCAGAAAUCCAGAAUGGAAGAAAAGUAGCUGGAUGUGGACCUGUCUAUAGACCCAGGGACACAGUUAGGUUUGAAUGUGAUCCUGGCUACACCCUGAAUGGCAGCCGUCAGAUUCAGUGCCAAGAUGAAGGAACUUGGGAUCCUCCUGUUCCAGCCUGCACAGAGGCCACGUGCAUGAGCCCAGAAGUGGAGAAUGGAAGAACAAAUGGGGUACAGCCUGCCUACAGACCCAGAGACAUUGUUGUGUUUGAAUGCGACCCUGGUUACACCUUGAGCGGCAGCCCAGAGACUCAGUGCCAAGAUGAUGGUAGAUGGGAUCCUCCUGUCCCUGUCUGUGAAAGAAUGCUGCAGUGUCCCUCUCCUCCAGCCGUUGCCAACGGGAAGCCCAGCGGCUGGGACUUGGCAGUGUUCACCACUGGAAUGUCUGUAAAUUACAGCUGUGAGCCCGGCUACGCCCUAACUGGGCAGGCAUCUAUUUAUUGUACAGCAUCCGGAACGUGGAGCCCUCCCCCUCCUCGGUGUGAAGAGGUUCUCUGCAUAGCCCCAGAAAUCCAGCAUGGAAGAAAAGUAGCUGGACGUGGACCUGUCUAUAGACCCAGGGACACAGUAAGGUUUGAAUGUGACCCUGGCUACACCCUGAAUGGCAGCCGUCAGAUUCAGUGCCGAGAUGAAGGAACCUGGGAUCCUCCAGUUCCAGUCUGCAUACAGGCGUUGCCAUGUCCCCCACCUCCGGUCGUUGUCAAAGGGAAACACAAUGCCAAGCCAUUGGCAACUUUCAACAGUGGAACAUAUGUGAACUACAGUUGUGAACCCGGCUACGCCCUCCAGGGAGAGGCUACGAUCUAUUGUACCACAUCUGGAACUUGGAGCCACCCUUCUCCUCUAUGUGAAGAGGGCUGUGGUGUCCCAACGAGGUUUACCUUUGCUGAGCUGAAGAGCGAGUAUAAAAAUCAGUCUUACUUUCCUGUUGGGAAGACUAUAAACUAUACUUGCCGGCCUGGAUACAGCAGACAGCUGCAGAUACCACCCACUAUUACAUGCCUUCAGAAUCGAAGGUGGUCAGAAGCACUCAAGUUCUGUAAAAAGAAAUCGUGUGGUCAUCCCGGAGAGCCAGAGAACGGCAGAGUUAUUAUAACAGAUCUCCUCUUUGGGUCAACUGUCAACUUCACCUGUGAAGAAGGACACCGGUUGAUUGGACAGCCUUACAGACGAUGUGAGAUUUCUGGCAUGCGUGUUGCAUGGAGUGGUGAAGUUCCCAUUUGUGAGAAGGUUAGUUGCCCAGCCCCACAAAUCCAGAAUGGAAGAAGACUAUCUGGUGACAGACAUGUCUAUUCGUAUAAAGACAGUGUUACCUUUGAGUGUGAUCCCGGCUACACCAUGAAGGGUCACAGUCUGAGUCAGUGCCAAACUGAUGACACGUGGGAUCCACCUUUGCCCGUCUGUGAACCAGCCACGUGCGUAAGCCCAGAACUGGAGAAUGGAAGAACAAAUGGGGUACAGCCUGCCUACAGACCGAGAGACAUCGUUGUGUUUGAAUGUGACCCUGGUUACACCUUGAGCGGCAGCCCUGAGACUCAGUGCCAAGAUGAUGGUAGAUGGGAUCCUCCUGUCCCUGUCUGUGAAAGAAUGCUGCAGUGUUCCUCUCCUCCAGCCAUCACCAAUGGGAAUCCCAGCGUCCAGGCCUCGGCAGUGUUCACCACUGGAAUGUCUGUAAAUUACAGCUGUGAGCCCGGCUAUUCCCUUACUGGGCAGGCAUCUAUUUAUUGUACAGCAUCCGGAACGUGGAGCCCUCCCCCCCCUCGGUGUGAAGAGGUUCUCUGCAUCAUCCCAGAAAUCCAACAUGGAAGAAAAGUAGCUGCACGUGGACCUGUCUAUAGACCCAGGGACACAGUUAGGUUUCAAUGUGAUCCUGGCUACAACCUGAUUGGCAACCGUCAGAUUCGGUGCCGAAAUGACAGAACCUGGGAUCUUCCUGUUCCAGUCUGCAGACAGGCGUUGCGGUGUCCCCCACCUCCGGUCAUUGUCAAAGGGAAGCACAAUGCCAAGCCAUUGGCAACUUUCCCCAGUGGAACAUACGUGAACUACAGCUGUGAACCCGGCUACACCCUCCGUGGAGAGGCUUCGAUCUAUUGUACCACGUCUGAAACUUGGAGCCACCCUUCUCCUCUAUGUGAAGUGACGUGCGUGAGCCCAGAAGUGGAGAAUGGAAGAGCAAAUGGGAUACAGCCUGCCUACGGACCCAGAGACAUUGUUGUGUUUGAAUGUGACCCUGGUUACACCUUGAGCGGCAGCCCAGAGACUCAGUGCCAAGAUGAUGGUAGAUGGGAUCCUCCUGUCCCUGUCUGUGAAAGAAUGCCGCAGUGUCCCUCUCCUCCAGCCAUCGCCAAUGGGGAGCCCAGCGUCCAGGCCUCGGCAGUGUUCACCACUGGAACGUCUGUAAAUUACAGCUUGACGUGCGUGAGCCCAGAAGUGGAGAAUGGAAGAACAAAUGGGAUACAGCCUGCCUACAGACCCAGAGACAUUGUUGUGUUUGAAUGCGACCCUGGUUACACCUUGAGCGGCAGCCAUGAGACUCAGUGCCAAGAUGAUGGUAGAUGGGAUCCUCCUGUCCCUGUCUGUGAAAGAAUGCUGCAGUGUCCCUCUCCUCCAGCCAUCGCCAACGGGAAGCCCAGUGUCCAGGUCUCAGCAGUGUUCACCAGUGGAAUGUCCAUAAAUUACAGCUGUGAGCCCGGCUACUCCCUAACUGGGCAGGCAUCUNUUGAGCAGUCCUUUCAUGACGUGCAUAACCCAGAAGUGGAGAAUGGCAGAACAAAUGGGGUACUACAGCCUGCCUACAGACCCAGAGACAUCGUUGUGUUUGAAUGCAACCCAGGUUACACCUUGAGCGGCAGCCCAGAGACUCAGUGCCAAAAUGAUGGUAGAUGGGAUCCUCCUGUCCCUGUCUGUGAAAGAAAGGUUCUCUGGAUCGCUCCAGAAAUCCAGAAUGGAAGAAAAGUAGCUGGACGUGGACCUGUCUAUAGACCCAGGGACACAGUUAGGUUUGAAUGUGAUCCUGGCUACACCCUGAAUGGCAGCCGUCAGAUUCAGUGCCAAGAUGAUAGAACCUGGGAUCUUCCAGUUCCAGUCUGCAUACAGGUGUUGCGGUGUCCCCCACCUCCGGUCAUUGUCAAAGGGAAGCACAAUGCCAAGCCAUUGGCAGCUUUCCCCAGUGGAACAUAUGUGAACUACAGCUGUGAACCCAGCUAUGCUCUCCGUGGAGAGACUUCGAUCUAUUGUACCACAUCUGGAACUUGGAGCCACCGUUCUCCUCUAUGUGAAGAGAUCAGAUGUGCAUUCCCAGAAGUUCAAGGUGGCAAGAAGGCAGUAGCGGGAACUACAUAUCGAUUUGGAACUAAUGUUACUGUGGAAUGUGACAACGGUUAUGUGCUAGAAGGCAGCAGUCUGAUACAGUGCCAACAUGACUUUACCUGGAAUCCUCCUGUGCCAGUCUGUAAAUCCAGUUCCUAUAACUUCAUCUCAGGAGUCCUCAGGAUCGUAGGUGGCGUGCUGCUGCUUCUCCUGGUUACCAUCAUUAUCUGGAGGAUUAUGUCUACGCAGAAUGCAGGCUAUUACUAUACACAUGAAAACAACAAGAACCAGAUGCCUUUGGUCCACAUAACUGAACAAAAAAAUUCAUUUGCACCAUAGCAGGCAGGAAACCGCUGCUCGUCAUGGUCAAGGAUUUUGCCUGGAGAACAUGGAAGCAUUUCCUUCACCUUCUUCCUGAGUAAUUUACCUUCUUGCAAUGAAGUUCUCUAGGGGAAAAUGCAAAGCCAUAGCAUAUAGCGGACGUUGUUACUGCAGCUGCUUCCAUUAGAUGCUUAUAGCAGUUGAGUUCAUUAAGUUCAACUUUACACAGCACCAGACUGUAGCUUUUAGGCCUCCCUCCUGCUGUUUGUCCAUGAAAAUACCUUGCAUGCGGACUUCUGAGAUGAACAAGACACGCUGCAGCAUCAAGGAUGCUUACUCCUCAGAUUAUGCUCUGGCCUUCUUUCCCUUUCAUAGAAAUUCUUGUUUCUGAGCAGUUGACUAAGUAAUCUGUCACCUGGAGGAGGAGAAGACAAGGGCUGCUGAGCCUGCCUUGAUUAGAAACUGCAAGCACAAGACUCUGAACUUCCUCCUGAGCAUGUUUCAUUGACUGCCACAGCUGUCUUCUGGAAACGUUUGGGAAGGUUGUGUGUGUGUGAAAGGAACCUUUAAUUUUGAGGAGUUAAUGGAUUUUAUAAAAAGGGCUUCAUGUUGCUCUUCACAGACAUAGCACUUAAUGUCCUUCACCUUAUAGUAGAGAUACAAUCAACUUCUUUUACAACCCUUUGUAAUUUUUAACCCAUUUUGCCUUCAAUAUUUAAUUUUCUUCUUGGAUCACUUACUUUAAAAUAACUUAAUAGGCAUGAAACUACAGAUUAAACUUUUUAAAUACUGAUUUUAAAUCAAAAGCU